AUGUCAGCUCGUCUCGCCAGCUACUUGCGGGACAAUUUCAAGCUCACCACCUCCGAUUUCUUUUGGACAGAUUCAAUGAUUGCUUUGCAAUGGAUACGAGCGGACGCAAACCGCUGGCCGCAGUUUGUACGCAACAGGGUCACAGAAAUUCAACAGAAGGUAGAGAAAGAUCGAUGGAGAUACGUGGGAACAGAAGCAAAUCCAGCCGACUUGUUGACGCGAGGAACAAGUUCCAAGAAAUUCCUUCAGUCCAAGCUGUGGUGGAAAGGACCACCAUGGCUGGCGGAAUCUGAUGACAAAUGGCCAUCUCCUGAAGUCAAUGAGAUGACACGCACUCACGUUCAUAAAGAGCAGGUUGUGCUCCAGACCAUCGCACCAUCGUGCUCGGAUCCAUUGAUGGAUCUGGGACGAUUCAGCAAUGUCAAUAACCUCCAUCGUGUAACAGCGUGGAUAAUUCGAUUCACCAAGAACUCCAGAGCAAUAGGUCGGAUGAACGGUCCCUUAAGCGCUAGUGAGAUUCAACAGGCCGAACAAGAAUCUGCAUCCGCGGACGAAAUCAGCGCACUCGGAAGCAACAAUGCACUUAAGCGAACAUCGAAGUUGAAAGAUCUAAGGCCAUUUAUUGACGACGACCGCAUCCUCAGGGUUGGAGGACGAAUGGGUGGUAGUCGGCAAACAUUAUCGGAAUGUCAUCCAAUCAUACUGCCAACUCACUCGCAUUAUGCGCGCCUUUUAAUUUUACAGUCCCAUCAACAAGUUUUCCACUGCGGAGUGCGUGACACUUUAGUGCAGCUACGCGAAAGGUUCUGGAUACUCCGAGCACGCCAACAAGUCAAGCGAAUACUAUGA
Messenger RNA from Ornithodoros turicata, 849 nucleotides. RefSeq lists its product as uncharacterized. The transcript has a single exon. Lineage: Eukaryota; Metazoa; Arthropoda; Arachnida; Ixodida; Argasidae. Bases 1 to 849 code for a protein of 282 amino acids. The record is from RefSeq and is a predicted model, not a curated record.